Boeremia exigua is the source of this 819-nucleotide messenger RNA. RefSeq lists its product as uncharacterized. The record is from RefSeq and is a predicted model, not a curated record. Lineage: Eukaryota; Fungi; Ascomycota; Dothideomycetes; Pleosporales; Didymellaceae. The transcript has 2 exons. The coding region runs from base 1 to 819 and encodes 272 amino acids.
AUGUCGCAACCAAUCCCCAUAAACAGCGGGACCGUAGUACCGCAAUACGAUGAUAUACCGCUUGGAGUCCCGCAUCUUCUCAUGGUGCCUGGAGAAAUCCGAAACCGAAUCUACGUCCUCGCAGUCGCCGACGUUCUCAACAAGGGCACCAUGCCAGGCCUUGCGCACCCAAAACGCGAGGCGCGAACAACUCGCGAGGCGCAGCUUCUCACUCGCAACUGGCGCCUGUACAGACGAUCCUGCCUGGGCCUGACUCAAGUGUGUCGCCAGCUGCGCAACGAGUUCCUGCCCAUAUACCGAGCGCGCAUCCCUAUCUCCGUCCGCAUCACCGAGCUCGAAGCAUAUAUUUGUGUCUUUGUCAUGCCGCAGAAAGUCGGCAACAUUAGAAUGGAGAUCGACGAUGGUGACCAGACCACUGAGUUGCGCGAUGCUGUCAUUCUGUGCGCCUCCACGCCUCGCAUCAGAAUCACCUAUGGCUGGGCCACGAUCCAGAUGAUCCGUCUCGUCCAUCGCCCAGAAGAACAUGGAAGAUUCUACAUGUUCCUUUCUGAGUGCGUGAAACAGUUGGUGGUCGUGCCGAAAGCCUGGCGAGUAGCUACCAGAUGGAACGGGAUGUCGAAGAUUGUUGUGCUGGAGAGACUGGAAGUGUAUGUGAAGACUGAUCUCGAGGAGCAAUGGAUGAAGGCGCUUGUGGAAGACCUAGACGUGAGCCAUCUGAGUAAGUGGCGCUUGGAUCUUGGAUUACCGGUCGAUGUGAACGUGGUGCCUAGGGUUGGUCAGUACAACCAGCCCACUACCGAAGUCUACGGGAUCGAGUGA